AUGGACGGGCAGGUGAUGCUCUCGACGCUCUUGGAGUUUACUUUGUAUUGGAUACCACGCACGUUCCCUCUUUACAAGCUAGAUGCCCAAGGUGGUACAGACGGGCGUGUUUGGGAUGAUGGUUCUUACGACGGCGUUAAAACGCUGCGUAUUGGUCAAGAUAAUUCUCGUAUCACUUAUUUAGAGUUCGAGUACGAGAAAGGUGGGGAAUCAAAGACAUGUAACCAUGGGGGGAAAGGAGAUACACCAUCCGAGUUUGUGCUUGGUUACACAGACGAAUACAUCAAAUCGGUGGAAGCAACCUAUCAAAAGCCAAAUAUUUUUAGCAAUACCGUCAUUACGUCACUUAAGUUCGAAGCAUCAAAGGGGAGAACAUCAUUCUUUGGGUAUAAUGUGGGUAAGAAGUUUGUGUUGGAGCAAAAGGGUCAUAGGCUUGUUGGGUUCCACGGAAAGGAAGAUGCAGCUAUUGAUGCUCUUGGAGCAUAUUUUGGACCUGUUCCUACUCCUACUCCUUUGAUUCCAUCCAAGAAACUACCAGCAAUAGGCGGCAACGAAGGAGUUACAUGGGAUGAUGGUGUCUACGACGGUAUAAGGAAGAUACUUGUAGGACAAGGUAACGACGGUGUAUCCUUUGUCAAGUUUGAGUACAGUAAGGGCAAAGAACUUGUAUCCGGAGAUGACCAUGGGAAGGAGACAUUACUCGGAGCUGAAGAGUUUGUGCUUGAAGAUGGUGAAUAUCUCAUAACCAUAGAUGGCUACUACGAUAAGAUCUUUGGAGUCGAGGAACCAACAAUUGUCUGUCUUCAGUUUAAGACCAACAAAAGGGAGUCAAUGCCGUUUGGAAUGGAUUCUGGUAAGAAGUUCUCGCUUGGAGAGGAAGGCCAUAAGAUCGUUGGAUUCCAUGGACAAGCUAGCGAUGUUGUUCACAGCAUCGGAGUCACUAUCGUGCCCAUCACCACCACCGAGUAAAAACCUUCUAUCUUAUUAAUAAAACCAGUCAGUCAUAUAUAUACAAAAUGAAACUUCCAAUAAGAUUGGUGUGUGU
Messenger RNA from Arabidopsis lyrata subsp. lyrata, 1045 nucleotides. Its product is annotated as jacalin-related lectin 22. The coding region runs from base 1 to 969 and encodes 322 amino acids. The transcript is spliced from 3 exons. The record is from RefSeq and is a predicted model, not a curated record. NCBI's taxonomy places the organism in Eukaryota, Viridiplantae, Streptophyta, Magnoliopsida, Brassicales, Brassicaceae. Gene Ontology annotation, molecular function: carbohydrate binding.